Molecule: messenger RNA, 2516 nt
Organism: Oreochromis aureus
Lineage: Eukaryota; Metazoa; Chordata; Actinopteri; Cichliformes; Cichlidae
Product: chemokine-like receptor 1
Exons: 2
Coding region: 73-1191 (372 amino acids)
Biological process (GO): phospholipase C-activating G protein-coupled receptor signaling pathway; complement receptor mediated signaling pathway; inflammatory response
Cellular component (GO): plasma membrane
Molecular function (GO): complement receptor activity; G protein-coupled receptor activity
Source: RefSeq, a predicted model, not a curated record
CCCAGUCGGAGGUAAAGGGCUGGCGUUCGACAUCAGAGAUCCGAGUGGGUCGCUGAGAGAGGUUCAAAGACAAUGAUGGAGGUAAUGACAGACAACCCUUUCAAUCUCAUUAAUGGAACAGAUGACAUUGGAAAUAAUGGUUCUGUGUAUAAUGGAAGCACAGAGUAUGCCAGUUUGAGGCAUUCUCUGAACACCAUGUCUAUCGUUGUGUAUUCCCUGGCCUUUGUCCUCGGUGUGCUCGGGAAUGGAGUGGUUAUCUGGGUGACCGGCUUCAAGAUGAAGAAAACUGUUAACACAGUUUGGUUCCUCAACCUUGCCAUGGCUGACUUCCUCUUCACUGCAUUUCUGCCCCUGAGUGUGACUUACACAGCUUUGGAUUUCCACUGGCCUUUUGGCAAGUUCAUGUGCAAGCUGAACACCACCAUCAGCUUUCUGAACAUGUUUGCCAGUGUCUACAUUCUGGUGGUGAUCAGUGUGGACAGAUGUGUGUCUGUGGUGUGGCCCGUCUGGGCUCAGAACCACCGAAAUGCACGCAAGGCAUCCUACGUGAGUCUGUGUGUUUGGGUGGUGGCUUUGAUUCUCAGUGCACCAUACUUCAUCUUCAGGGACGUCGGGCCAUCGUACCACAAUAAGGAUAUCAUCAACUGCUUCAACAACUUUGCUCUUUCUGAUGACGAGGACACAUACGAUCCGACUGAGUUGUUUCGUCAUCAGGCCAUGAUUUUCACGCGCUUCCUACUGGGAUUUGUUGUGCCCUUUACUGUGAUUGUCUCGUGUUAUGCUGUCAUAAUCCAUAGUCUCAGAAGAAACCGCACACUGGCCAAUCAGUCAAGUCGCCCCUUUAAGAUCAUCGCUGCCAUUAUCAUCACUUUCUUUCUGUGCUGGUCUCCCUUUCACAUCAUGGGUCUAAUUGAAAUGGCAAAUUCCAUGCCAGAAUAUUCAAGUGAGAUAUUAGAUGAUAUCAUCAUAAUUGGGUCGCCAAUAGCCACCAGUCUGGCCUUUCUCAACAGCUGCCUGAAUCCACUUCUGUAUGUGUUCAUGGGCCAAGAUUUUAAGGAUAAAGUCCGCAAAUCCAUCCUGAAUGUGCUGGAGAGUGCCUUCCAGGAAGAGAUUUCUCGCUCAUACACAUAUACAAACUCAAUGAUCACCACUCGCAGCAAAGAGAAGUCAUUUUCUGAUGCUGAGUUAUAAGGCUGUUAAAGACAUGAACCAACUGUACUGCGUAGAAAUAACUGUAUAAAAAAUCAUGUUUUAAACAACUUUUAAUCAAAAGUUCUCUUAAUCAAAAGAGUUCAUCUGUCAGCUGUAGGAGGAUUUCCUCUUUAUCUUCACUUUGUCGUUGUGACAGCAGAGAGUUUCUCAGCUACAGCCUCCUAGACUUUGUUUUAGUGAUAUUGUACAAUAAGCUUGUAAUUCAUUCAUGUGUUAAAGCAUUGAGGAUGGUUAAAAUUGUUACUUCUAAGGUGUUCACAAUCUGAGUUCGGUUUAUCCAUCUGUGGUAGCUGUGGUGUUUUAUUAGUUUUGCUGUCACACUUUCUCAGACUCAGGGUAUAAAUAAUUUGCACAUUUUUGGAGAAGAGAAACUAGUUUCAGAAUUGGUGUUUUGUUUGCAGCUGAAUGCAUGCAACACAAGCAAUACCAAUCUGUAGGAAGGAAACAUCUUUCAUUCACACUCCACAUGUAAAUUUCUUCCUCUCUGCAUAAGACACAAAAGAAUCCAGAUUAAAAGUGCAUUAUCAGUUGAAGAAUAGGCUUUAACUUCUGGUUUUACUGAUCACUGACAGUAAUAAAGACUGUGCUUCUUGCUAGACAAUACAUUAUCCUGUUAAUUAACCUAUCAAAUUUUACUCUGUAAAUGAGUACCUAGGGGUGACCCCUGUAAUGAUUUGUCACUAUAUAAAUAAAACAGAAUUUAAAUUAAAUUAAUCUAUAAAACUGAUUCUGCCAAAUAUAAAUAACCACUGAUCUAACUGAUUACAAUUAUGAUUGUAAAUGACAAAACUGUCUCUCGAUAUUGAAAACAAAUGGCACCUUUAGGUACAUAUGAAAGUAAAUGAAAGUCAAAUGUGUAACCCUGUAAUCAAAUUCUCAUUUGACAGAAAUCAAUUCUAGUAUUUAUUUAUUUGAGUAUAAUGAACAACAGAUCUAAUGGACUAUAGAACCACUGGAAAGCUGAUAGGAAGUGAGAGGUUAAUGUCUGUGGCCUCCAUAAGUAUUGUUAUAAUUCUUCAAAUAUUAAUUAAUCCUGAUUGUAACCAAAAAGACUCUACAAAUCUACAUUUUUUUUUAAAAAAUUUCAGUGACAAAAUCAGUCUUUGGGAGGUUUACCUUAACAACUAAUGGUAUAUUGUGAUCAACAUUAUAACAUCCUGAUUCAACUAUAAAAAAUGUAUUUUUAAUUUUUCUUAUCCCUAAUGGACAAAUCUACUUGUCUUUAAAUGUUUAUAAGUAUUGUAUUACUAUUGUGAAUAUUUCUGUCAACAUUAUUUGCAUCAAUAAAACAUUUUUGGCUUUAA